Malaya genurostris is the source of this 543-nucleotide messenger RNA. RefSeq names its product histone H3. Bases 1 to 411 code for a protein of 136 amino acids. NCBI's taxonomy places the organism in Eukaryota, Metazoa, Arthropoda, Insecta, Diptera, Culicidae. Gene Ontology annotation, cellular component: nucleosome. Gene Ontology annotation, molecular function: structural constituent of chromatin; protein heterodimerization activity; DNA binding. The transcript has a single exon. The record is from RefSeq and is a predicted model, not a curated record.
AUGGCUCGUACAAAGCAAACCGCUCGUAAGUCUACCGGAGGAAAGGCUCCUCGUAAGCAGCUGGCUACCAAAGCUGCUCGCAAGAGUGCCCCAGCCACUGGAGGAGUGAAGAAACCUCAUCGUUAUCGUCCAGGAACAGUCGCCCUGCGUGAAAUUCGUCGUUACCAGAAAUCCACCGAAUUGCUGAUCCGCAAGCUGCCAUUCCAGCGUCUGGUUCGUGAAAUCGCUCAGGAUUUCAAAACCGAUCUGCGUUUCCAGAGUUCGGCCGUCAUGGCUCUGCAGGAAGCUAGUGAGGCUUAUUUGGUCGGUCUGUUCGAAGACACCAAUCUGUGCGCCAUCCACGCCAAGCGUGUGACAAUUAUGCCAAAGGACAUCCAGUUGGCCCGUCGCAUCCGUGGAGAACGUGCUUAAAUUUGACAUUUUUUACAAUUCAUAAUCGGUCCUUUUCAGGACCACCAUAAAUUUACAAAAGAACUGUGGGCGGAAUGCUUUGUUUCCAAAUUUUUUAACUUGAAACUACAGCGGUGAUAUAAAGCAAUUAAU